CCCAACAAGAGGAGGGCCUCCCUGUGGGCCUCUCUGCUAUUUCAGUCCCCUGGAAAAACCUGGGCCCCAGCAAAGGUAACAGGAAGUCCCCAGGAGGCCUGGUAGAAGCCUCUGCUUCCUGGGAGGAGGCCGCGGGUGAGGAACACCCAGCAGCUGCUCCAUUGGAUGUAUCACGCCUGCGCAGCUCCUCCAUGGAGAUCCGAGAGAAGGGCUCUGAGUUCCUAAAGGAGGAGCUAUACAAAGCCCAGAAGGAGCUGAAGCUUAAGGAUGAAGAGUGUGAACGGCUUUGCAAAGUGCGGGCACAGCUGGAGCAGGAGCUGGAGGAGCUGACGGCCAGCCUGUUUGAGGAAGCUCACAAGAUGGUUCGGGAAGCCAACAUGAAGCAGGCAGCAUCGGAAAAGCAGUUGAAGGAGGCUUGGGGCAAGAUCGACAUGCUACAGGCAGAGGUGACAGCCUUGAAGACACUGGUCAUCACAUCCACACCAGCCUCUCCCAACCGUGAGCUCCACCCACAGCUGCUGAGUCCCACCAAGGCCGGACCCCGAAAGGGCCACUCACGCCAAAAGAGCACCAGCUCCCUCUGUCCUGUUGUGUGCCCCACUGCAGGGCAUAUCCCCACCCCAGACAAAGAAGGCAAGGAGCCUGGGCUGCCCCCUCUACUCUCCCUGCUCCUGUGCGUGAUCCCCAGCAAGGCCGUCCACCUCACCUACGAGCCGACCUGGCAGCUCCCAUCUGGGGAGCCGCCCACGACCCCCAACUCCGAUACCUCUCUCUCCUUUUCCCGACAGGUGGAUACAACCCUGUUUGCAGAGUUCCAGGCUUGGAGGGCAUCACCUACCCUGGAUAAGAACUGCCCCUUCCUAGAAAGGGUGUACCGGGAGGACGUGGGCCCUUGCCUCGACUUCACAGUGCAGGAGCUCUCAGCUCUAGUUCGGACGGCUGUGGAGGACAACACACUCACCAUUGAGCCCGUGGCUUCACAGACUCUGCCCAAUGUUGAGUGUAACAACACCAACACAUGUGCCCUGAGUGGACUGGCGCGUACCUGCCACCAUCGAAUCCGCCUGGGGGACUCUGACGGCCACUAUUACAUCUCACCGUCCUCCCGGGCCAGGGAUGACAACAGACAGUUGGACAAAGUAGAAUGUACGGAGAGGCAGCGGAACAUCCCUCAGUUGAUGAUGGAUUUGCAUCUGGUGCAACACUUUGGGAAAAUCAGUCUAGCAGAUCCUCAGAAGAAUUGGGACACAGUGAAACUGCAGACAGGAUCUACCACUCUGUGCGGCAUUGACUCGAAGCCAAAGCAUAAGCAACAGCUGUACAAAGAUCUGGCAUAG
This is a messenger RNA of Rattus rattus (black rat), 1337 nucleotides long. It is a transcript of the gene Rab3il1, whose product is annotated as RAB3A interacting protein like 1. Lineage: Eukaryota; Metazoa; Chordata; Mammalia; Rodentia; Muridae. The coding region runs from base 192 to 1337 and encodes 381 amino acids. Gene Ontology annotation, molecular function: guanyl-nucleotide exchange factor activity. Gene Ontology annotation, biological process: exocytosis. Gene Ontology annotation, cellular component: Golgi to plasma membrane transport vesicle. The record is from RefSeq and is a predicted model, not a curated record. The transcript has 10 exons.